AUGUCUCGUGGCGGCACCACGCUCUACGUUACGGGCUUCAGCCACGGCACCCGCGCUCGCGAUCUCGCCUACGAGUUCGAACGCUAUGGACGUCUUGUCCGUUGCGAUAUCCCUGCGCCACGCUCCUCGUCCAGCCGACUCUUUGCUUUCGUCGAGUACGAAGACCGAAGAGAUGCUGACGAUGCUUACUAUGAGAUGCACAAUAAGCGCAUCGGCCGUGAUGACAUGUUGAAAAUUGAGUGGGCAAGGACUCCUCCAUCUGCCUCAUGGCGAUUUGAGUCUGGUCGCGAUCGUGAUCGUCGCGGCGGUGGCAGCGACAGCGGCCGCGAUGGUGGUCGCGAUGGUGGUCGCGAUGGUGGCCGUGAUGGUGGCCGGGAUAGUGGCCGCCGGUCUCCUCGUCGUGGCCGAUCGCCGUCUCCUCGCCGAAGCGCCCGAGACUAUUCGCCACGCAAAGACGAUCGCCGAGACCGUGACCGUGACCACGACCGCGACGGUCGUCGGGACCGUGAUCGCUCCCGCAGCCCUGACGUGCGCGACCGUGAUCGUGAUGCCAAGGAUGACAGAGACGACCGCGAUCGCCGCGAAAACGGAACCAAUGGUGACGACCGCAAGGGUGACGACAGUCCCCCCCCUCCGGCUCGCGAUGAAGAUUUAGAUAUUGCCGAGUAA
Ustilaginoidea virens is the source of this 669-nucleotide messenger RNA. RefSeq lists its product as uncharacterized. The coding region runs from base 1 to 669 and encodes 222 amino acids. Gene Ontology annotation, biological process: mRNA splicing, via spliceosome. The transcript has 6 exons. Gene Ontology annotation, molecular function: RNA binding. NCBI's taxonomy places the organism in Eukaryota, Fungi, Ascomycota, Sordariomycetes, Hypocreales, Clavicipitaceae. The record is from RefSeq and is a predicted model, not a curated record. Gene Ontology annotation, cellular component: nuclear speck.